AUGAAAAAAUAAAUUUAAAAGGAAUAAAUUGAUCAAUAUACCUAAAUGGGUUUCUCGGUGUAAUUAAUUCAUAUGGCUUGGGAAGUGAUAAACGAUGAAUCAGAAAUGAUGGACACACUCAUUGCUUUAACAAGUUAAAAUUAGUAGAUGCAAUAAACAUCAAAUAAACAAGAUGAAGAAAUUCAAUUAACGCAGGCCUUGCUGGAUUCAUAUAAAACUAAUCAAUAGACAGGAUCUCAAAAAUUUGAAAUAAUUUCACCUGAAUAAAGGAAGAGAGUUGAUGGAAUCCCAUGUGGUUUGAAGAAUUUAGGGAAUACUUGUUAUUUUAAUGGUUUGCUCCAGACAUAUUUCUUUGAUUGUCAAUUUGUGAAGACCAUCAUAACUUUCUAAAUUCCAUAACAAAUUGAAUAAAGCAAAUAUGGUAAAUCAAUCUAGCUAGUAUAAAAUCUAUAAAAUCUCUUCAUCAGCAUGAUUGGGAGUGACAAAAAGUAUGUUGAUCCAUCUGAAGUCGUUAAAAGCAUCUGCGAUGAAUUUGGAAAUGUUCUUCCAAUUGGAGAUUAGAAGGAUGUGGGCGAAUUUAAUCUUUACUUUCUUAGUCGCGUUGGAGAAGCGCUGACUCAAACAGAAUCGCAAAGUAGCAAAAUUGAAGACAUAUACAUCGAAUCUUCUCCAUCAAUUUUAAAGCAGAAGUCAUCUGUGAUUCACGAUGAAGAUAUUGUUUCGAAGUUAUUUUUAUGUAAGGUUUUUCAUCAAUUUGAAUUUGACCAAGGGGGUAUUCAACAAAUCAGAGAAAGCACAGAACUUUUUAAUUACAUACCACUUGAUUUAAAGGAUGGAAACUUAUAUGAUAGUUUUGAUAACUUUAUUGUUAAUAACAUUGAUGAUUUCAAGAAUGAUUUUGAUGAAACAGUUCAAGCAGUUAAAUACAAUUGGAUACAUUCACCACCUUAAAAACUAUCCUUUCAAAUUCAGAGAGUUAUUUAUUGCAAAGAAAAAAAUGAUUUAAUUAAAUAAAAUGAUGAGUUUACGUUUGAUGAAGAAAUCUAUUUGGAUCGUUUUCUAAUUGAAAAUAGAGAGAAAUAUCUGGAAACUAGAAUCUAAAAUAAAGAAUUUAAAUCCAAAUAAAAGAAGAUUAAAUAAGGUCUAUAAUAAUUAACUAAAUUUAAUGAUCAACAUGAUUUGUAAGAUGUAUUGACUAAUACAAUUAAAUUUUUGGAAAUGCAAAACGUAGAGAACAAUGAGCAUGCUGCUAAUUUUGGGUAAUCGGAUCAACAAGCAGCCAUUGAUUAAUUGCAACAAUACAAUUAAAAAGUAUUGAGGAAAAAGAAGUAACUGCAAACUCAAUAUGAUGAACUUGAGAAUAAGAUUUAGGUUAGCUACAAUGAUUUAAAAAAGCAUAAGUAUCUUCUCCAAUCCAUUCUUAUACAUGAUGGCUAAGCCAAUUCCGGACACUACUACACUUAUAUUAAAGACUUUCGAAGAGAAACAUGGUUUAAAUUCAACGACAUUCACGUAGGAGUGGAGACGAAGGAGAAAGUAUUUUAGGAUGCCUUUGGUAUGAAGACUGGAGUCAACGCAUACUUGUUAAUUUAUGCUAGAAUUGAUAUUGUGAAGUAGGAACUAGAGUCUCAAAUCAGAUCGUAUAGAAUUAGUUCGGAACAGGGAUAUUUGAAUGAUAAAUACGGUAGUUUCCUCAAUUACAUGUAAAGAGAACAGUUAGCGAAGGAGAACUAAUUGUUCUAUAAUGAGAUUGAGGAAUACAAGUCUUCGAGGAUCAUAGAGAAAUUAAUUGAGUCUUAUUAAAUUAGAUUUCAAUUUAUUAAUGAGCACUAUCGAAUCAUAUCGAGCAAGGUGCAAUCAACUGUGUAUAAGCCGUUGAUUAUGUUGAAUUUCCCGAUGUUUAUUAAGAGUAAGAUGACUGUGUUAGGUAAGGAUUCUUAUGACAACAUUUUAAAGUGGGUAAUCUUGGAUUCAGCAUUGAGGGAUGUGAAUUAGGAUAAAUCAGGUAUUUUUGGGGGAUAGAUUAGCGAGAAUUUUCAAAAUCAAAUAAUGGUAAAGUUUAAGGCACAAUUCAAUGAAUUCAAGAGGCCGACUGAAUAUUUGAGUACAGAGGAAUAGAAUGAAUUUCACAAGUUGUCUUAGGAAUACAUUCAAUAUGUAGCAAUGGCUUCUUUGGCAUCGAUAUUGUUGGAUUUAAUUUUAAAAAGAGAGUUCCCCAUGGUGCUAUCAGUGUUGCAUCAUUUUUCUAUGAUUGCAAAGUAAUUGGAUACACAUAAUUAUUUUUAUAAAAUGGCAAGUAAUUUUUAAAAAUUAAUUCCAAUCAUAAUAAUUUGCAAAAUGAUUCCGGUAUAGGCUGAUGUGAAUUUGAAGGAAUUAGAAUUGCUUCAAGCCUAUUUGUCAUUUUAACAUUUUAGAGUUGAAGAUUAAAACUUUUGGGAAACUCAGAUUUCAAUAAUGAUGAAUGCGGUAUGUGAAAAUCACGAUGAACCAUAUGUUUAGAGUAUUAUUACUAAAUUUGAAGCCAAUAUUAAAGAUCCAAAUUUUAUAAUUUAAAUAGAACAGGUCAAUGAUGAGAUUAGUGUGCAGUAGGCAGCUUUGAGUGCGAAUUACGAUGUGUUUUAUUGGUCUCCUAAUGUGAAGCAAGAUGUUUUGUUUGAUAAGUUAGUUAGCGGUUGGAAUGAGAUGAAGGCUUAAUUCGAACCGUUCAUCAAGAUUUAAAAAGCUCAUAAUCAAUCCCAUAAUCCACUGAUGAAAUAGGAAUUAGAAAAUCUAAUUUGUUGA
Molecule: messenger RNA, 2781 nt
Organism: Paramecium tetraurelia
Lineage: Eukaryota; Ciliophora; Oligohymenophorea; Peniculida; Parameciidae
Exons: 7
Biological process (GO): regulation of protein stability; protein deubiquitination
Cellular component (GO): cytosol; nucleus
Molecular function (GO): cysteine-type endopeptidase activity; cysteine-type deubiquitinase activity
Source: RefSeq, a predicted model, not a curated record